AUGGAUUUAUUUGACGAUAUAUUAAAACAAGCAAGUAGUAACACUAGAAAUGCGAUUAAGGAAAUUAAGAAGAUCGACGAAGCACGUCAAAAGACCGAAAAGUGUAUGAAUGUACGAUUGGCUGCGGAACGAAAGCAAUUAAAAAUUGCGAAACCUCCUCCUGAAAAACCGAAAUUUGUCAUUCCGAAGAAAAAAACGAAAGAAGGUUCAGACGUCGAUAAGAGCAGAAUAGCUUUAUUUCUAAAGAAAAAGGAGGAAGAGAAGCGAAAAGCUAUAACUGAGAAAAAGAAGCAAAAGGAGGAGCUUAUAAAAUUAAGGUUGCAAAGUUAUGGUGGAAAGGCAAAUAAAAAGCUUGCUAAACAGUUUGGUAGCACUCCAAUUGAACUGCAACAAAAGUACGGUAAUGAUCGCGAACAUGAAGAACAUCUGAAAAAACAGCAGAUUAGAGAGGAGGAAGAAGCUGAUCGCCUCAAUUGUGAAUUACGCGGAAGUGUUGUGAGGGCCUUGGAACGAAAGAAGGUAGCUGAAAAAAUAGCAGAUGCAGGAUCUUGCAAAAAUGGUCCUUAUAGAGUCGCCAUUAACAAAAAGAAUAGUUUGAGACAUUUGACGAAAGAAGAUUCUCCAGGACCUUCCACGUCUUGUGUGCUGGAAGGUAAGUCGAGAAAAAUUGAUACGAGAGUUGCGAUUAAGCGUCGUUUACCUCCAUCGGAGUCAAAUUUCUUUUCCCUGAUGAAGAAAGCAGAAGCAAUCCAGAAUGGUAAAACUUCUCUUAGCCCACCACCGCUUGCUGCCUCACCUCCAGCAAAAAAGAAAGCGCAUAAUGGGCUGCUUGAACGAGACAUUAGGGUUAUUAGAUAUGAUCGUGAGGGCAAAUCAAAGCCAGCAAAUGAGAAUAGCAAAAAAACUGUUGGUGCACAACGAAGUUCUAUUACCACAAAGAAGGUAAGUGGUAUUCAAACUGGUCAUAACAAGGAACAGAAAGUGCCACCAUCUGUAUCUUCUGGAUCUCCCUUCACGCUGCCAUCACGGCGGUAUCUUUUAGGAGAUAUCAGAUAUCAAGGACCUCCUCCAGGGCAAUCUCAGGCAAGUUUUAAGGCAGAUAGCAAUCCUUCGAAUGUAACCAAAGCUAAUGUGAAGGAAUCUAAUGCUAAGGAUACACAAGCAAGGGGAUCUAGAAUUAUUGAGGGAAAUCUUGCAAGAGCUGAUAAUCGGCGGCAGAAUCCAUUAAGACAAAUGUUGUCGCGGGAGAAAGCAAUUGCUCGUUUCAAAGCCUAUGAACGUAUGCGUCUAAAAGAGCGACGUCGUCUAGAAGAACUGCGUCAAUCAAGAGAUGAUUUGGAUGAGGAUGUUGAUGAUGAGGAGUAUGAUAGUGAAAUGGAUGAUUUCAUUGAUGACAGCGAAUUUGAUGAACAUCUGAAACGCGGAGAUUUAGAAGAAACAUUGCGACUAAUUAACCCACGCUAUGACAAAAAUCGUUGGAAGCUAAGAGAACGGAUGAUUGACGAUCGUCACAUGGAAGCAAGUUAUCGUGAUAUUGCUCGUGAGGAAAAGCGAAGUUCAAGAAUAGGUCUUAUCGAAGACAUUCGAGAAGCUCAGUGUGGCAAAAGCGUUGCUUUAUGA
Messenger RNA from Loa loa (African eye worm), 1620 nucleotides. RefSeq lists its product as hypothetical. NCBI's taxonomy places the organism in Eukaryota, Metazoa, Nematoda, Chromadorea, Rhabditida, Onchocercidae. The record is from RefSeq and is a predicted model, not a curated record. The transcript has 11 exons. Bases 1 to 1620 code for a protein of 539 amino acids.